GUGGAGAAUCAUGAAUUUCUCGUCAAGGCUUCUUUUGAUCCUAAUUUGACAGAAUUAAGAGAGAAGAUGAAUGAACUGGAAGAAAAAAUGCAGUCCUUGUUAAAAAGUGCAGCAAAAGAACUAGGUUUGGAAGCCGGCAAAAGUAUCAAACUGGAGACAAAUUCACAGUUUGGACAUCACUUUCGAAUAACUUGCAAGGAGGAAAAAGUUCUCCGUAACAAUUCAAAAUACGAAAUAGUUGAUACACAGAAGAAUGGUGUGAAAUUUACUAACAGCAAACUGAGCUCCGUCAAUGAUGAAUAUAUAAAGAACAGAGAAGAGUAUGAAGAGGCUCAGGAUGCAAUUGUUAAGGAAAUCAUUAACAUUGCUUCAGGUUAUGCAGAACCAAUACAGACGAUGAAUGAUGUGAUAGCCCAAUUAGAUGCAAUUGUCAGUUUUGCUCAUGUGUCAAAUGGAGCACCAGUGCCGUAUGUCCGUCCUGUCAUUCUGGAAAAGGGACAAGGAAGGAUUGUGCUGAAAGGUGCCAGGCAUCCUUGCAUCGAAGUACAAGAUGAGGUGGCCUUCAUCCCCAAUGACGUUACGUUUGAGAAGGGCAAGCAGAUGUUCCACAUUAUUACUGGCCCGAACAUGGGUGGAAAAUCAACCUACAUCCGACAGACAGGGGUGAUUGUUCUUAUGGCCCAGAUUGGGUGUUUUGUACCAUGUGAUGCUGCAGAAGUAACCAUCGUGGAUUGUAUCCUGGCUCGGGUGGGAGCUGGAGACAGUCAGCUGAAAGGCGUGUCUACUUUCAUGGCUGAAAUGUUAGAAACUGCUUCAAUCCUGAGGACAGCAUCUGAAAACUCCCUGAUAAUCAUUGAUGAGCUGGGAAGAGGAACUUCUACCUACGAUGGCUUUGGCUUAGCAUGGGCUAUUUCAGAAUACAUUGCUAGCAAAAUCUGUGCUUUCUGUAUGUUUGCUACACAUUUUCAUGAACUGACAGCUCUUGCUGACCAAGUGCCAACAGUAAAUAACCUACAUGUUACCGCUCUGACCAGUGACGACACGCUGACGAUGCUUUAUCGUGUCAAGGAAGGUGUUUGUGACCAGAGUUUUGGAAUACAUGUAGCAGAGUUGGCGGCUUUCCCAAAACAUGUGAUAGAAAGUGCAAGAGAGAAAGCAUUGGAACUGGAGGAGUUUCAAAACAUUGGCAAGUCCAGGGAAUCUGAAGGAGAACCACCAGCCAAGAAAUUCUGCAAAGAAAGAGAGGAAGGUGAAAAUAUAAUUCAGGAUUUUCUUUGUCAAGUGAAAGCAUUGCCCCUGACAGAUAUGUCAGAAGACGACAUCAAAAUCAAGCUGAAACAACUGAGAAAUGAUGUGUUGGCAAAGAACAACAGUUUUGUGAAUGAAAUAAUUUCUCGAACAAAAGUUACAUCAUGAAAGGUGUGAGAACAGGAUACAGCUCUGGAAGCAUGUUUUACAUUGCAAGAACUAUCAUUUUCUUGUCUUGUAGCUUUUAUACUUUGUGAUACCUGUACUGAUUUAUGUAGGCUUUUUUUUUUUCCUUUUUCUUGGAUUGUAAUUAUUUUGUAAAAAAUUCUGAGCACAUUCUGUG
This is a messenger RNA of Nestor notabilis (Kea), 1591 nucleotides long. RefSeq names its product mutS homolog 2 (gene MSH2). Gene Ontology annotation, molecular function: ATP-dependent DNA damage sensor activity; mismatched DNA binding; ATP binding. The transcript has 8 exons. Gene Ontology annotation, cellular component: nucleus; MutSalpha complex. The annotation marks the transcript as partial. Gene Ontology annotation, biological process: mitotic recombination; mismatch repair; somatic recombination of immunoglobulin genes involved in immune response. The record is from RefSeq and is a predicted model, not a curated record. NCBI's taxonomy places the organism in Eukaryota, Metazoa, Chordata, Aves, Psittaciformes, Psittacidae.